AUGAAAAAUGUACCUUGCUACGAAUACGUUAUCCCACUCCGAAAAGUUCUACAAUCAUUUUUCUCUCUUGAAAGUGUGCUUUUAGAAACACUACAAUACAUAAAAAAGUUAAAUUCUCAGGAAGGCUACAUUGGCAAUUUUAUACAGGGCUCGUUUUGGAAGUCGAGAGUAAGUCGUUAUGGCAACCGUGUAGUCUUGCCGUUAUUUUUAUUCUUUGACGAUUUUGAGACCGGCAAUGUCUUAGGUUCCCGAUCUGGUGUCCAUAAGUUAGGUGCAAUGUAUGUUUCAGUACCUUGUCUCCCUCCAUGGCAAGUGUCAGUUUUAUCCAAUAUCUUUCUUGCUCUUUUUAUUGCAUCUCUUUAUGCAAACUCUACCUUGCCGCGUGGUAUUACUCAAACAGUUGUUGGUGGAUUUCAUUCUUCUGACAGGGUUUCUUUUGGAAACCGUGUCAUUUUUCAACCGCUUAUAGAUGAAUUCAAUUACCUCAGUGAGAACGGUAUAGAUUUGGAGGUACCUGGCUUUAAGGGCACAAUUUACUUCGAGUUAGGGCUUAUUUUAGGCGACAACUUGGGAAUUCACAGCUUAAUUGGAUUUGUAGAAAGUUUUUCGAGUAAUUUUCCGUGUAGAGUAUGUAAGGUGAAAAAGGAGGUGAUGUGGUCGCAAUGUCGCGAGGAUACAUCUUUAUUAAGAAAUAUUUCUAAUUAUAAUGCUGACCUCAUUGCAAGUAAUCCGUCAAAUUCUGGUAUCAAAGAGAUGUGUGUGUGGUUAGACGUUAAAGGUUUUGAUCUCUUUCAGCAGGUAGGCUGUGAUGUCAUGCAUGACGUUCUGGAGGGUGUUGGGAAAUAUGUUGUGAGCUUCGUACUAACUGAGUUAACUACCAAAAAGAAAUACUUUUCUCUUGAAAACUUUAAUAAAAAGCUAUCAACAUUUUCUUAUGGGCCUGAUGCGAAAAAUAAGCCUUUCCAAUUGUCUAGAGAGCAUCUCAUGGCAGGAAAUAUUCGUUUGUCGGCUUCGGAAAUGUUGACACUCAUUAGGUAUUUACCAUUGCUUGUGGGACAUGAAGUUCCAAGAGAAGAUCAAGUCUGGAAGUUGUAUCUGUCUUUGAGACAAGUUGUCGAGAUUUUAUUGAGUCCAAUUUUGUUGAACGGGACUGCUCUUUACUUGCAAACAUUGGUAGACGAGUUGAAUGAAAUUUAUUUGGAAGUGACAAAAACCAAGUUGAAACCAAAAUUUCAUAAUCUCGUUCACUACCAUUCAGCUAUAUCGAAAUAUGGUCCUGUCGUUCAUUUAUGGUCAAUGAGAUUCGAGGCGAAACAUAGGCUAUCUAAAAUGGCUGCUAGGGCCUCUAGUAACAGAAUAAAUAUAACCUUAUCUUUAGCUAUGAAACAACAACUUGCAUUGAAUGAAAUUUUUAUGAAAGGGAAACUUAGCAACGUACUUUCGACAGGGCCCAAACACAAUGAUUUGUCACUGUUCGACAAAGUUUUCUUGACAAGGGAGUUAUCUUUAGACAACAGUAAGUUAUUGCAACGGAUAAAUUGGGCUGCAAUGUCAUCAGUACGUUAUGAUAAAGGCUGUAUACUUGUCUAUGAUUCCAAACCACAAGGCGACUAUGAUGACGUAAUUUUCACGGUUGUUGACAAAUUAUACCUUUAUGAUUCCACUCAGUUAAUUAUCAGUGGUGUUACAUUAGAUACUAUUGAAUUUGAUGAUCAUUUAUGUACAUUCAAAGUUAAGAGACCGCAUAUAGAUAACAACAUUGCUAUUUUCUAUGACAGUCUUCCAUCACAAACUCCACACACUUUAAAUAUUCAUUCCGAUGGCAAUUAUUAUGUAACCUUACGAAGUCCUUUGUGA
This is a messenger RNA of Photinus pyralis (common eastern firefly), 1857 nucleotides long. RefSeq lists its product as uncharacterized. Bases 1 to 1857 code for a protein of 618 amino acids. The transcript has a single exon. Lineage: Eukaryota; Metazoa; Arthropoda; Insecta; Coleoptera; Lampyridae. The record is from RefSeq and is a predicted model, not a curated record.